Molecule: messenger RNA, 1206 nt
Organism: Solanum verrucosum
Lineage: Eukaryota; Viridiplantae; Streptophyta; Magnoliopsida; Solanales; Solanaceae
Exons: 2
Coding region: 1-1206 (401 amino acids)
Source: RefSeq, a predicted model, not a curated record
AUGGGUGAUGCACCAAUUGUUGCUCCUCAAAUAGAUUUCAGCAGUCCACUCUAUUUGCAUCCUUCUGAGAAUGCAGGUUCAACAUUAUUACCAGUUGUUUUUUAUGGAACUGGGUACAGAUCAUGGAGACGAGUUGUUCUCAGGGUCCUAUCUGUUAAGAGUAAGACUGGUUUCAUCACUGAGAAAGUUGUUAAGCCAACUUCUACAGAUCCUUCCUUCUCGCAAUGGGAGAGGUGCGACGAUAUGGUGACUUUAUGGAUUCUCAAUUCCCUCUCACCUGAUUUGCGCGACAGUUUACAGUAUGUUAACAAUGCCAUGGAACUUUGGAAUGAAUUAGAAGAGAGAUAUGACCAGACUAAUGGUUGUAAACUCUAUCAGUUACAAAAGGAGAUCAAUGAUCUUGUGCAAGGAACUUUGGAUAUCACUGGUUAUUACACGAAGAUGAAGAAACUGUGGGAGGAGAUGAACACUCUUGACUUUCACUCCCAGUGUACUUGUGUAUGUGUCUGUGGUGGUAAGGCCAAAAUACAUCAAGCUGAACAGGAUAGGAGACUUGUACAUUUUCUGAUGGGUUUGAAUGAGAUGUACACUAUUGUGAGAGGAAGCAUUCUCAUGAUGCCUGCAUUACCUAGCAUGACACAAGCUUUUGCUAUAUUGUUACAGGAGGAAAGACAAAGGGAAGUUAGGCCUCAUAAUCACACUACUUUGGAAUCCACUUCCCUAAAUGCCUCUAUUUCACCUAAUGUUGCUACAAGAUCCAGAGUUUUCAGGACCAACUAUGCAUCCUCAAGAGGAGGUACUAAUAGUCCAAAUCCCAACACCAACACCAACACUGUCUUCAGAGGUAAUUCUAGCACUGGUAAUAGAUCAAAUCUGUUUUGUGACUUCUGCAAACGUACCGGUCAUACCAAGGAUAGGUGCUACAAACUUCAUGGUUAUCCAUCCAAUUCUAGACCUCCUAAGGGAAGAAGCUCAGGUUCUGCAGCAAAUACAUAUAGUUCUGAAGAGGACAAGAAUCACAAUGAGGAGUCUGAUGAAUCAAAGAGACAAAUGCCAUUGAAUCUGUCCAAAGGUCAAUAUGAGCAAUUGCUUAACCUCCUGGGAUCUCUGCAAGCUGGAAAUGGGACUGAUGGCUCAGGAAAUAUGCUUAGUGAAGCUGUGAACCUCGCAGGGCCCUUCUCUGAAGAGCCCUCUGGCACUUGGUAG